AUGAUUCGGUCAAUUGUGGUGCUGUUGUGCAGCACAGUCAUUACUAUUGGCUCCGGUACCCUCCUUUGUACGGAAGAAACCUUCGCCAGCGUCGGUGGAGCCCUUCCCAGUGCGACAUCUUGUGCCCGGUACACCAAGUGCGUUGAUGGAGUCGUCCGUGAGCUGGUUUGUCCGGAUGGGCAGUACUUUGAAGUGUCCUCGCAAAGCUGUACCACCGCGGCCGGAGUCGAAUGUUCUGCACGGCGAACCGCAUUUCAGUUCGAAGAGCUAUGCACCAAUCCGAAUGAUGUGAGCAUUGUACCUCAUCCGACCAACUGCACGCAGUACAUUAUCUGCUACGGGUUGGUCCCGUUGGAGCAGAGUUGUGACUAUGGGCUACUGUUCAACUCUCGCCUCGGAGUGUGUGACAUUCCCACGAACGUGGAAUGCGUAUUCAGUUGCCCGGCCGUCGAUGAUCCACUGCAACCGGUAUGGCUGCCCGAUCCGCGGUUAGAAAACUGUGCCCGGCAUUAUCUCUGCUUCCAGGGCGAACCACGGUUGUUCAUGUGCGAAAGUAAUCUCUAUUUUGAUAUGGUUACGAAGACCUGUACCUAUCCCCAGUACUCCGGGUGUCGCGUGCCAGGAGUUGAAUGCGCUUCCAACUUCACGGAGCUUCUCGAAAAUCACAGGGAUUGCACGUCUUUCUACGAGUGUGCAGCUGGAUUCCCACAUUUGAGGCGUUGCGCGGAGGAUGAGUACUUUGAACCGAACAGCCGACAAUGUGUCGUGGGGACGUGUUCACCGGGAAUAGAAACAACAACGGCCAUCAUACCCAGUACCACCACAGCUGCGCCAAUCACUACGACUGAGGCCACAACGGACACAACUCAGCUCACGACAAGUACUGCUGAGCUAACAACAAUUGUAACUGAGUCCACAUCGGCUACAGCUGAGCCUACGACAACAACUGCUGAGCUAACAACAAUUACCAUCGAGCUAACAACAAUUACCGCUGAGCCUACGACAACAACUGUUGAGCCAACAACAAUUACCGCUGAGCCCACGACAACAACUGCUGAGCCAACAACAAUUACAAUUGAGCUGACAACGACUACUGCUGAGCCAACAACGACCGAGCCUACGACAACCAUCGAUCCGAACGAGGUUUGCGCAGGAAUAACCGUCGGCGUGCUCGAGUACCCAGGCGUCUGCUACAUGUACAUACUCUGUCUGUCCGGAUCUGGGGUCGUCUCCGAGUGUGCACCCACGGAAAUCUUUAACACCAGUACUCUGAUGUGCGCGCCAGGUAACCGCGACACCUGCAUCCUUAGCCUGCGGUUUGGAAAGUUGUAG
Molecule: messenger RNA, 1332 nt
Organism: Anopheles cruzii
Lineage: Eukaryota; Metazoa; Arthropoda; Insecta; Diptera; Culicidae
Exons: 3
Coding region: 1-1332 (443 amino acids)
Cellular component (GO): extracellular region
Molecular function (GO): chitin binding
Source: RefSeq, a predicted model, not a curated record